UGAGGGGGAGCUGCAGCACACAGGAGGAUUUCUGCAGGAAAAAGUCUCCCACUUAGAUGUGGAAGGAGCAUCAUGGACUAUAAAAAAAACUACACUCAGCCUGAAUGAAGUCCAGGUGAGAGUGGAUGGAUCUUAAGUCAGGGAUUUGUGCAGUAUGGAGAUGUUUGCCCCACGGUAUUUUACUUGGAUACUUCUGGAAGGAACCUUUGGUUUGUUUGUUCUUGGGCAACAUCACGAUAAACUCUCCUUCAGCAAGAGAGCAUCAUCUGAAGACCCUUCUUCCCAGAAAGACUCGGCGCUCCGAACUGGGACCUUGAUUCCUAACACCAGACUCCCCAUCAUCGGUCCUUUAAUUCCCCAUGCAAAGCAGGGACUUCUGGAAAUACUUGGAGGAAACUCACAGUCACACACAAACCCAUCCUUAAAUAUAAAGCUCCGACCCAUCAUGAAAGUCCAUGGAGCAUCCAAGUUCUCCAGGACGUUCAGCUGGGGGGACUUCUACUCAAACAUCAAAACGGUCAAACUGAAUCUGCUGAUAAAGGGAAAGAUUGUGGAUCAUGGGAACGGCUCUCUAGGUGUCUACUUCCGCCACAACUCCACAGGUGUGGGCAACGUGUCCGUCAGCCUCGUCCCACCAAUGAAGGAGGUAGAGUUUGAUCUGGAGCGCCAGAGCGUGGUCAACCCUAAAGACUCCAAGACGUUCAACUGCAGGGUGGACUACGAGAAGACGGAGCGCAACAAAAAGGUGAUGCUGUGUAACUACGACCCCUCCAAGACCUGUGCUCAGGAGCAGACGCAGAGCCACGUCACCUGGAUGUGCUCCAAACCCUUCCAGGUCAUCUGCAUCUACGUCUCUUUCUACAGCACCGACUACAGACUGGUGCAAAAAGUGUGUCCGGACUACAGCUCCCAGAAUCCAGGAGCCUACCUGCCCACAGGUUAGCCACAGGGAAAGCCUCAGCCUACUUUAAAGUUUAUGUUUUAGUUCAAUAUCUUGCUUGUUUUAGGAUUUGUCUUAGACUGUUUUUAUUAAAUGCACAGUAGCUAUUAGUGCUGCAACAAACAAUUAUUUUCAUUAUUGAUGUGGCGACUGUUUGUUUUUUAAUAUAUUUUUCAAUGCAUCAUUACGUUUUUAUGAAACUUGCUCAUGAAAGCCUUAACUUUAACAUAAAUAAUGCAGAUAAUCCUGAGGGGAACUAAAUCAUAUUCAGUAUUUUCUUCUUUAUUAACGGCAUGAAUGAUUCUCAAAAUAACAAUUGAAUAAAGUAAUUAUUUGCUCUACAUGUAUUAAUAUCUGCUGAUACUAGACAAUAGCACGUUUUGGUUUGUUAGGGCUGAUAUAGUUCAGCUUUUAAUACUUAAAAAAUAAGACUAUUUACACUGCCCGGCCAAAAAAAAGGUCACAAGCCUGUGGGGGCAGUGCUAUGGUCUGGGGUUGCUGCAGUUGGUCUGGUCUAGGUUCAGCAACCUUAUGUGCCCAAAGAUGAGGUCAGCUGACUACCUGAAUAUACUGAAGGACCAGGUUAUCCCAUCGAUGGAUUCUUUCUUCCCUGAUGGCACGGGCAUGUUCCAAGAUGACAUUGCCAGGAUCCAUCGGGCUCAAGUUGUGAAAGAGUGGUUCAGGGAGCAUGAGACAUCAUUCUCACACAUGGAUUGGCCCCCACAGAGUCCAGACCUGAACCCGAUUGAGAGUCUUUGGGAUGUGCUGGAGAAGACUUUGCACAGUGGUCCGAAUCUCCCGUCAUCAAUACAAGAUCUUGGCGAAAAUAUAAUGCAAGACAGAAAUAAAUGUUGUGACAUUGCAGAAGCUUGUGGAAACGAUGCCACAGCGAAUGCGUGCCGUGAUCAAAGCUAAAGGCGGUCCAACGAAUAUUAGAGUGUGACCUUUGUUUUGUCCAGGCAGUGUAUGUAUACUGUAUAGUCAGGAUGUCCCAUGCAUUUGCAACGUUCUUAUUUUGCAUAUUACUUUACACUUUUGCCAGAUCUUGCCAAAUGUUGGGCCUUAUGUAGGCACCAAAAAACAUGUAUGUAAAACAAUCAACCCUAAUAAACAUAUUAAAAGAAUACUUAAAAAAAUAAAAUUUGUAUAUCAACUA
Molecule: messenger RNA, 2096 nt
Organism: Eleginops maclovinus (Patagonian blennie)
Lineage: Eukaryota; Metazoa; Chordata; Actinopteri; Perciformes; Eleginopidae
Product: neurexophilin-1-like
Exons: 2
Coding region: 155-943 (262 amino acids)
Molecular function (GO): signaling receptor binding
Source: RefSeq, a predicted model, not a curated record